Messenger RNA from Paralichthys olivaceus (Japanese flounder), 863 nucleotides. It is a transcript of the gene mphosph6, whose product is annotated as M-phase phosphoprotein 6. Gene Ontology annotation, biological process: maturation of 5.8S rRNA. Lineage: Eukaryota; Metazoa; Chordata; Actinopteri; Pleuronectiformes; Paralichthyidae. The record is from RefSeq and is a predicted model, not a curated record.
UCCGGGCCGCUCGACGUUCGUCUGCUUCUGUCUGUCAGAGCAGCAGAUGCUCGUGGAUUUAGCUGUUAGCCUGAAGCUAACUGUUCGCACCCUCUCUCUGUCUCACCCUCUCUCUGUCUCACCCUCUCUCUGUCUCACUCGCUCUGUCUCACCCUCUCUCUGUCUCACUCGCUCUGUCUCACCCUCUCUCUGGUGAAAAUGUCCAGUGAUUCAGUGAAACUUUCUAAAAACCUCUUGCGCAUGAAAUUCAUGCAGAGAGGUCUGGACGCUGAGACCAAGAAACAGCUGGAGGAGGACGAGCGGAGAAUCAUCAGUGAUGAGCACUGGUACCUGGACCUGCCUGAGCUCAAAGCUAAAGAGACUCUGAUCAUAGAGGAGAAGAGUUUUGUUCCAUGUGAAGAUCUGAAGUUCGGUCGCUUGUCAUUCAGAGGAUUUAAUCCUGAAGUGGAGAAACUGAUGAUGUUGAUGAAUCCGAGAGACGAAGACAAAGCUGAGGAAGAGGAGGAGACGAGCAGGAUGCAAACAGACGUCACAGAUGAAGAAAUGGCUCUGAGGUACGAGAGUUUGGUCGGGAGCAUGAAGAGGAAGUUUGAGAAGAAGCGAGAGCGAGCAUCGACGGACGAGGACGUCAAUCAAAACAUCGUAGAAACGAACAUAAAGAAAAUUUUUCUGAAACCUCAGGACUGAACUUACAGAACGCGUCUGCAUGUUAAUGAUGUUUUUUUGACAUAGUUGUGUUUUUUCGGAUGGAAGUGGAUGUUAUACAUCCUGUCUUUACUUUUUUAAAGAUUUAUCUUUGAGAACCUGUGAGCGUUCAAAUGUUUUCACUCAUUAAAAAUCAAUCUCCUGUUUUUAAAAUUUAA